AUGGAUCCCGAUCGAGCUGUAGCUGAUGACAUUGAAAGUAUAGCGCCUGCUCCUGUUCAAGGGGAAGUACCAAUUGAUUCCCGGCCUACCUCGAGUAGCCAAAAGGGGGAGGCAAAGCAAGCCUUUUACCAAAUGAUGAAUGAUUGGUUUACGCAAUAUAUCCGAACCAAUUCGGCUGUGCAACAACCUCCAUCUCAGAAUAAUUCGUCCCCGAUACCAGUGAUACCUCUGAUAGUUGAUCCGAUGAGGUUAAGUAGACCUCCUGUUGAUAAAAUUAGAAAAUACGGGGCUGAAGAGUUCAGGGCUACAGUUAAUGAUGAUGCUGAGAGGGCUGAAUUUUGGCUUUAUAACACUAUCCGUGUAUUUGAAGGACUGACAUGUACACCCGAAGAAUGUUUGAAAUAUGUUAUAUCCUUGUUACGUGACUCUGCUUAUCAUUGGUGGAAUACUCUAGUGUCUGGUCGUAUGACUGUUACUGAAUAUGAGCGGGAAUUUGUGCGACUUAGCAUAUAUGCCCGAGAGUGUGUGUCGACUGAAGCUGUUAUGUGUAAGAGAUUUGAAGACGGGCUGAAUGAAGACAUUAAAUUGUUAGUUGGUAUACUUGAGAUAAAAGAGUUUGUGGUACUUGUUGAACGAGCUUGCAAAGCCGAAGAACUCGGGAAAGAGAAGAGGAAGGCUGACUUUGAAGCUAGAGAUUCUCGUAAAAGAACAUUCAAUAAACCAUUUCAGUCGACUUCAAAGAAACUUAGAGAAGAUCACAGUCGAUCUAAAGCUACUCUAGGGUUUUCUAGACGGGAUCCAGAUCGACCUCUUCUGAGUUCACGAGCUACUUCAGGUGCUAGUGUUGGUAAUGUUCAACAAAAUAUAUCAGAGUGCAAGCAUUGUGGUAAAUGGUAUCCUAGAGAUUGCAGAUUGCAUGAUCGGUCUUGUUUUAAGUGUGGAUCAAAGGAUCAUUUUAUUCGAGAGUGA
Molecule: messenger RNA, 969 nt
Organism: Gossypium raimondii (Peruvian cotton)
Lineage: Eukaryota; Viridiplantae; Streptophyta; Magnoliopsida; Malvales; Malvaceae
Exons: 2
Coding region: 1-969 (322 amino acids)
Source: RefSeq, a predicted model, not a curated record